Molecule: messenger RNA, 4344 nt
Organism: Vanessa tameamea
Lineage: Eukaryota; Metazoa; Arthropoda; Insecta; Lepidoptera; Nymphalidae
Gene: Gat
Product: sodium- and chloride-dependent GABA transporter 1
Exons: 12
Coding region: 463-2289 (608 amino acids)
Biological process (GO): sodium ion transmembrane transport
Cellular component (GO): neuron projection; plasma membrane
Molecular function (GO): gamma-aminobutyric acid:sodium:chloride symporter activity
Source: RefSeq, a predicted model, not a curated record
CAUAAAUUCUUUCAACGACUGACAGUUGAAGGGUUCACAUGUAGGUGAUAUUGUAGUGGGUGCGAUGGUAAGCUGUGAUACCACAUUCGUGCCCAAGCAUGUGGCGGGACAACACGCACCUGUCAAAUUCUCCGCCGCCAUAUUGUUGCCUUUGACGUUUGCUGUUGCGUUCGAAAAUCGGGUGCUCGGAUACACAUACCAGUUUUGUGUUUAGUGUAUGACAAUGUUUGUGUGCUGUGUGGUGUCGUUUUAGUGUACUGUGGUGCGGUGUGUGUUUAAUUUUAUAAAAAAUACUACGAACAGUACAAGAUACUUAUCUAGUCGACGUACUUUUAUAAAAAUGUUAAUACAGUUCCCUUGACUGAUAACUCUAUAGCUGGUGAGGGAAACAAAGAGAGAUAGAGAGGGACAGAAGACGAGAAAGAGUUUGAUUGCGAAGGAAUUUUAGAAGAAGAUACAGAGAUGGAUACUAAAAAUGAUGCACGUGGUGAUGACAUCGAAUUGAGUGUUCAAGGAGUUAGCAGCAAGCCUACCACUGUGGUCAAGUCCAAGUCUGACCUCCCUGAACGAGGGUCAUGGGGUAGUAAGCUAGAUUUUAUCCUCUCCGUCAUAGGUCUAGCCAUUGGUCUCGGCAAUGUGUGGCGUUUCCCUUACCUUUGCUACAAAAAUGGCGGUGGAGCAUUCCUCAUACCUUAUUUCCUUACGUUAUUCCUUGCUGGUAUUCCGAUGUUCUUCAUGGAACUGGCCAUGGGACAGAUGCUUACGAUCGGUGGUUUGGGAGUAUUCAAGAUUGCGCCGAUUUUCAAAGGUAUCGGUUAUGCAGCUGCAGUGAUGUCUUGUUGGAUGAACGUUUAUUACAUCGUGAUUCUUGCUUGGGCUAUUUUUUACUUCUUUAUGUCUAUGAGAGCAGAUGUCCCUUGGCGUUCAUGUGACAACUAUUGGAACACGGACACUUGUGUUAAUCCUUACGAUAGGAAGAACCUAACUUGCUGGUCCGAUUUCGACAUGACAACAUUCUGUACACUUAAUGGCAAGAAUGUCAGCAAAGCUAUCCUCUCCGAUCCCGUUAAGGAAUUCUGGGAACGUCGUGCACUUCAAAUUUCAAGCGGUAUCGAGCAUAUCGGUAAUAUCCGUUGGGAGCUCGCUGGGACACUUUUGCUAGUGUGGGUGCUUUGCUACUUCUGUAUUUGGAAGGGUGUCAGAUGGACUGGCAAAGUUGUCUACUUUACUGCUUUAUUCCCUUACUUCCUGUUAACCGUUUUGCUCAUAAGAGGUAUUACUCUACCCGGAGCAAUGGAGGGUAUAAAGUUCUACAUAAUGCCUAACAUGUCGAAACUUCUCGAGUCCGAAGUAUGGAUCGAUGCGGUCACACAGAUAUUCUUCUCAUAUGGUCUUGGAUUGGGGACGUUAGUGGCUUUGGGAAGUUACAAUAAGUUCACGAACAAUGUUUACAAGGACGCAUUGAUAGUGUGUUCAGUUAACUCGAGUACGUCAAUGUUUGCUGGUUUUGUGAUAUUCUCCGUAGUUGGUUUUAUGGCUCACGAACAGCAAAGACCCGUAGCGGAAGUUGCAGCAUCAGGACCAGGGCUAGCUUUCCUCGCUUAUCCAUCAGCAGUUCUCCAGCUCCCAGGAGCUCCACUCUGGUCGUGUCUGUUCUUCUUCAUGUUGCUCCUCAUAGGUCUUGACAGUCAGUUCUGCACUAUGGAAGGUUUCAUCACAGCUGUGAUUGACGAAUGGCCCAAACUCUUGAGAAGGAGAAAGGAAAUAUUCAUCGCUAUUACAUGUGUUAUAUCGUAUUUGGUCGGACUUUCUUGCAUUUCGGAGGGUGGAAUGUACGUUUUCCAAAUUUUAGACUCCUACGCCGUAUCUGGGUUCUGUUUACUUUUCUUGAUCUUCUUCGAAUGCGUCUCCAUAUCUUGGGCAUUUGGCGUGAACCGUUUCUACGAUGGUAUCAAAGAAAUGAUUGGGUACUAUCCCACAAUUUGGUGGAAGUUCUGUUGGGUUGGAUUCACUCCUGCUAUCUGUAUUAGCGUUUUCAUUUUCAACCUGGUGCAAUGGACUCCCAUCAAAUACAUGAACUAUGAGUACCCGUGGUGGUCACAUGCCUUCGGCUGGUUCACUGCGCUGUCCUCCAUGCUGUGCAUUCCCGGGUACAUGAUCUAUCUGUGGAGAGUGACUCCUGGAACUAACAUGGAGAAAUUCCACACGAUCGUUCGUAUACCCGAAGAUGUUCCCUCGCUACGCACAAAGAUGCAACAAGAGGAACAAGCCAAACACGGAAAAGCUUAAGAAAAACUUAACAUCUUUCGAUCUCGAUCGGGUAGAGAUUCGACAACGUGAGUAUUCAAAUGUAUCGAUGUGUCUGAGAGUACUUCAACGGAUAAAUAUUCGAAAGAUUCACGCACAAUUUUAUCAUUACCAAAAAAAAAAAAAUUGUGGCAUAUUACGUAGAUCGUUUACUUUAAGCGUGUUUAAUCUCUAGUGCAUAAAUGUAAUUUUUUAGGGUUAUAAUUCGUUUUUGUUAUUAAUAUUAUUUAUAAUUAGGUUUGUGUGUUUAAACGUUUAAAUCUCACCAAAUUUUUUGACAUUUCUUGGGUGCGACGCGAUGCGUUCAUGUAUGUUUGUACCUUACGCUAUAUUUUGAUAAUUUUAAUUAGUUUUAGUAUGAGAACUAAUGUUAACUAUAUUAUUGUCGUCUUCCAUGUAGUCAAUGCUUUAUAUAAUAAUACAUUAAAAUAUACACAUAUAUAAAUUAUUUUAUAACCGAUUAUAAUCAAUAAAUGAUUUUUUAUAUAAAUAUUCGACAAUUCCUAGUGAAAUUAAAAUACAUCAAUCAGUACUAUCAUUUGUAUCUGAUUUAAAUUUAAAUAUCGCAUAUUUAUUUAAAGAUAUAUUUUAAUCGUUAUUAUCCUGAAAGGAUUUAGAUUUAAGAUCAGAAAUGACUAUAAUUUUUAGAUUAGAUAUUUUAUUUUAUUUUUGAGUAAAACGCAACGAGACGCGGUCAUAUGUGUGGUGUUUUUGAAGUAAUAUUGUUAGAUUAAUCACUUUUAAAUCUUCUACUUUAAUAUAUAUAAUGAGAACUAUGUAUUCGAAAGCAUGUGCAUGUAACAUGUGUAUUACAAUAGUUAAUUUAUUAUUGUUUAUACGUCUUAUUAGACUUUGUUUACUAAUCUUUUGGUUCAGCUUUAAUAGUGUAAUAUACUUCAAGUAAUGUUUUAGUUUAUUUAAUGUCUUUAAAAAAACUUUCAAAGCUUAGAUCAAUUUCAAAAUUUAACGAUGAAACAAUUGUGUUCGAUCCGUGACCAAAAUUAUCAACAAUUUUAUAUACAAAAAAAAAUUUAAUAUCAAUCAAUGAAAAAUAUAACUAUAUACUGUAGAUUUUUUAUAUGAAAUAUCACAAUGUAUUGGCCUAAAUUAAUAAGUUAUUAUUUACAAAAUAUUUUAUCUAACAUUUACUAUAUAUCUGUCUUAAAUGUUUGUACCUUUAUAGAUCUGUAGAACGACAUAUAUUUAAUGCAAUUAUGGAAAUUAUUUGUAGUGGAAUGUGUGGAUUUCCAAAAAACUAAUCGUGUUCAAAUAAUUGUAUGUCUAUUAAUGUCUAUUUAAUGUCAAUUUCUAUUGUAUCUUUAAAAUUAGUAGUCUUUUAAGAUAAUAUAGCAAAUAUAUAAAAAAUGUUACAAAAAAAAUAUAUUUACUCUUCACGUAAUUAUAUGAAACGUUGCCAAAUUUUCAGUUAGAUAUUAUAUAAUGCCUGUAUGUUAUGUAAUCAUUAUAUCUCUAUAUACAAACAUAGCAAAUAUGUUCUAAACAUUUCUAGAUAUUUUUUGUCAUCGGUACAUGACUUUGAAAAUUAAUCUUAUCAAAUAAUAUCUACAGUCUAAUAUUAAUGUCGUAGUCGUUUGCUUGUUUAAGUAAAUUAUUAUAUUCGUAAAUCAAUAUUGUGCUUCCAUAUAUAUUUAAAUGUAGUUGUAAUAAACAUAUUUACUUAUUAUGUAUAUUAAGUUACAUAUCAAAAUGUACUUUAUUGCUUAGAUUUUUAAUAUCAUCUUGUAUUACAAAUAUUUGGGGAAUUCAAAUGUCUCUCAAUUUACUACCAAUAAUGGCAAAAUAUUUUCAAGAAACUAUGAUUGCAGUAUUAUAGUCCAAGAUAAACCAAGUAUUCAUUAUUAUUAUUAAUAUUAAGUUGUUUAGCCUUAUUCGUUAUUAUACAUGUCUACUUUCAACAUAAUAUCGAUACAAACCAAAAUUGUAUUUGAUUAUAUAUUGCAGACGUAUGUAUAUGCCAAAGAUUGUUAUGUGAAAUUUAGAUAUUAGUUUAUUUAUUUCAUUAAAUAGUAAAUUAAA